UGUCCCGCUAGCGCUGGUUGAUACACUCUCAUCGGUAGCUGCAUUAUGUUGAGGGACUGCGGACUGCUGUUUCUAUUACUGAAAAGACACGUAAGCCCCAAUAGCCUUGUUGCGGCACUAGCUGCCAGCUGGAGCGCUUUCGAUCUCCGAUAAGAAACACCACUGCCGACUUGAACUGUCGCCGUUUCAUUAAACGGCAGUUUUGACCAUUUUGUUUCAAUUCAGAGGGGAGGGACGUUCGCUUGUGAGCCCACGGUGAUUGAGCAUGAAGAAGCGCUGACCGGAUUUCAUGUAUCGCCAUCGGGUUUGAUCACAUUUGUCCUGAGAAGCAACAGAAGGUAAACCAAUAAACCAGGCCCCGUGUGCCGUGGUUUGCAAUCAAGACAAUCAGCCGGGGAUUUAUUUUAUGUUUUCCGAAAGUCGAUUAUCUGCUACAAAGGGCACAAGUCCGUUUACGAUGCCAGGAGCCCCGCGGACCGCGACGCCACGCUGCUUUGUGAGAUUUGGCUGAUUGUGGAAUCUCGUGCACAGAGAAUGGCCACCACCAUGCCCGCUCCUUUCUCAGCGGGGGAGCGACCGCUCAGUCUGCCCCGCGUCCCCACGGGCGCCCUCCUGCGAGGGGUGCUCAGGUUCCUCUCCCUGGCUCUGCUGUUGCCGUGGGUGGCGGGCUCGACCCUCAACUGCCACAAGACGUGCAUCUGCGCCAGCAACAUUGUCAGCUGCUCCAAGAUGAACCUGACCAGCAUUCCCACCUCCCUGCCCAACUACACGGCCGUGCUGGACCUGAGCUACAACAGUAUCAGCCGGCUGCGGGCCGAGUGGACCACGGUCAAGAUGGGGAAGCUCCACAACCUGCUCCUCAGCCACAAUGGCAUGAACUUCAUCUCCUCUGAGGCCUUCCUGUACGUCACCCAGCUGCGCUACCUGGACCUGUCCUCCAACAGCCUGCGGCAGCUGGACGAGUUCAUCUUCGAGCCCUUGAAGGACCUGGAGGUGCUGCUGCUCUACAACAACCACAUCUCCCAGAUUGACCGCUCUGCCUUCUCGGGCCUCGGCAACCUGCAGAAGCUCUACCUGAGCCAGAACCAGGUGUCCCGCUUCCCGCUGGAGCUGGUCAAGGAGAAGACGCGGCUGAAGAACCUCAGCCUGCUGGAUGUCUCCUCCAACCGGGUCAAGGUCCUGCCCGUUCAGGAGCUCAAGGUCCUGCCGGCCUGGAUCAAGAACGGGCUCUACUUCCACAACAACCCCUUCGCCUGCGACUGCGAGCUCUACAACAUGCUGGCCCACUGGCACAUCCGCCGGCUCAGCUCCGCCGUCGACUUCAAGGACGACUACACCUGCGUGCUGCCGGGCCCGCAGAAGACCACGGUGCCAGUCUUCGACCUCAAUGGGGGCUACAUGAACUGCAGCACCGUCAAGGCGGCGGACGAGGAGACCUACCUGGACCAGAUGCUGGUCCUCAGCUGUGACACCCGCCACCGGGACAUGCACAAGACCUGGGUGAUGCCCGGCAACGUGCUGGUGGGCCCCGGCAUCAACCGGAGCGCCGUGGUCCUGGCGGACGGCAGCCUGGAGAUCAGCAAGGUGCGGGCGGAGGACUCGGGGGUCUACACGUGCUUCGCGGUGAGCGAGGUGUUCAACGAGACCCUGUACGUGACGGUGAAGGUGAACAACUUCACCCUGAGCGGCGGCGGCGAGACCCUCAACACGGCCUACACCACGCUGGUGGGCUGCCUGGCCAGCGUGAUCCUGGUGCUCAUAUACCUGUACCUGACACCCUGCCGCUGCUUCUGCUGCCCGGGCCACAGCAAGGCCAAGAGCCAGCAGGAGGACAGCAUCCACUCCUCCGUGCUCAGCGCCACGCCCACCCACGAGGACCUGGCCACCAAGGCCGGCCUCAGCAGGCACGUGGCCUUCAUAGACCCCAAGGACCUGCAGGGGCAGAACGGGAAGCUCAACCCCGACGGCGAGGAGGACCACCAGAGGGACCAGGAGGGCCGGCGGGAGAGGGGCCAGAGGAAGAAGUCGGACGCCGACUCCAUCAGCUCCGUCUGCUCCGACACGCCCAUCGUGGUCUGA
Messenger RNA from Megalops cyprinoides (Indo-Pacific tarpon), 2079 nucleotides. RefSeq names its product amphoterin-induced protein 1-like. Gene Ontology annotation, biological process: brain development. The record is from RefSeq and is a predicted model, not a curated record. Bases 535 to 2079 code for a protein of 514 amino acids. The transcript is spliced from 2 exons. Gene Ontology annotation, molecular function: protein binding. NCBI's taxonomy places the organism in Eukaryota, Metazoa, Chordata, Actinopteri, Elopiformes, Megalopidae.